Molecule: messenger RNA, 1143 nt
Organism: Fomitopsis serialis
Lineage: Eukaryota; Fungi; Basidiomycota; Agaricomycetes; Polyporales; Fomitopsidaceae
Exons: 3
Source: RefSeq, a predicted model, not a curated record
CGAAAAGCUUGCCAUCGAAGGCGACCCUCAAUCAAUCGGCAGCAUCUUGACGGGAUUUACGCCAUCGAACUCUAUCUUUCGACACCUUGACAUUACUCUCAAUUCCCCUCCCCCUCCCGGGCCCUCGGACUCUCCAAGGUCAAGUUGCCAAGAUUUGGUGACCGUCGUCAAGUCUCGAUACAGCGCAUCGCUAGACGAGAUCAUCAUAAGGUGUAUCCCUUUCCAUUCCGUCGACAGCGCGACAGCGUCACCUCUUUUGCCUAUCGAACCGCUCCUCCACAUCCGCAACCUACGCACCGUCAGCCUCUUUAGUAGCCCCGACAGUGCACCGCCUAGCCCCUUCUCCGAUGACCAGCUAUGCACCGUGCUGACGGCCUGGCCGAACAUCGUCUCGAUGACUCUGUUGUGGGAGACUGCACCAGACCUACCGAAACCUUCUCUUCGGAGCCUCCUGGUCGUAGCGAAGUCGUGCCCGCAUCUGCGCAAGUUGCACGUCUCUUACAUGGAUAUGACCUUGACCUCAACCCUCGACACACCUCCGACCAUGUCGCACGGCUUGACAUCCCUCUUGAUCAGAGAGGGAAGUUUUUUGGAUUACGAAGACACCACGAUCGUGGACGCUGCCCUAUUCCUCAACCGCCUGUUCCCCUUACUUCGUGUGGAGAUGUGGCGACAUCAGCAUUUACUCAGCCAGUAUCAUCACCCCCAAGUUGACGCCGUGGCUAAGAAAAAACUGCGUGAUCAUAUCCAUACGUUUCGGACAGUCAGGAUGCAAGGAGGGUGUGUGUGGGAGGGCGAUGACUACCGGGAAUUGUGAAAACGUUGCGAUGCGUCGCGGUCAAUGUCGUGAAACGUGCGCGUCAGUCCAGUUGGCUAUGAUACAUCCGGUCUGAGGCAUGCAUCAACUCCACCUGGUGGGGGAGAUGCUCGACGCAUGGACUCGUUCUCGUGCCUCUGUUGUCGGUACGCGUGCUGUACUGGUCGGUAAUGGGAUGCGAUGUGAAGGGGGACGCUUGCCCUGCUCAAGACGUCGUCUUUGCCAGCCACAUCGAAGCCUAGUGUGCGCCGGUCUAGCUGGCAUUGAUGCAGCGAGGAUAGUUCCUUAGUAGACUGGUGUAAUGGUCGCGCGGAAGAAUGUUGCAC